AUGUCUUGUAAUCUUUGCGGAGGAACUGAAUUUGACUAUGAUGCCUCGUCAGGACAGACUGCUUGUCAGUCUUGUGGUAAUGUAAUAGACGAAAGUCGAAUUGUCGCGGAGAUCACUUUUGGAGAAGCUUCUUCAGGGGCUGCAGUUCCUCAAGGAACUUAUAUAGGAAGUGACCAAAGACGAGCCCGAAUAAAUGGGCCAUAUAGGAAACACUCGGAGCCUCGGGAGCAAACUAUCAAGCGAGGACGCUCAAAAAUAAACAGCAUAGCUACAGCACUGGGAUUAAGCCCACAUCAUUCAGAAACGGCACAGAGAUAUUUUAAUUUAGCGAUUGCCAAUAAUUUUAUACAAGGCCGAAGUACUGAAUUAGUUGUUGCCGCAUGUGUAUACAUUGUUUGUCGUAAAGAAAAAACAUGUCAUAUGUUGAUUGAUCUAGCAGAUGUUUUACAGACUAAUGUUUUUACACUGGGAAGCACAUUUCUAAAACUUGUCCGAGAACUCCAUAUGAAACUUCCAUUAGUUGAUCCAUCAUUGUAUAUAACGCGCUUUGCCCAAUUACUUGAGUUUGGCGAUGAGGCGCCUAAAGUUGCGCUUGAUGCUAGCCGCUUAGUUCAGAGAAUGGAUCGAGAUUGGAUGCAAACUGGUCGGCGACCUGCUGGUAUUUGUGGUGCAUGUUUACUUGUUGCGGCUCGAAUGAACAAUUUCCGGCGGAGUAUGAGAGAAAUCAUUGCAGUAGUCAAAAUUGCAGAUGUUACAGUUAAGAGACGUCUUGAAGAAUUCAAAGCGACUCCGUCGGGACAAUUAUCAGUAACCGAUUUUAAGCAUGUCUGGUUAGAUCAAGCUUGCGAUCCUCCAGCAUUUACUAAGGCUCGCAAGUUGGCAAAGCUUGCAGAAAAUCGUAAAGCUAGUUCAAGCGCAACAACACCAGCUCCCGCUGAUAUAGAAAAUACUAUAUCUGAUCAGGAAAAUGAUGCAAAUUUUGUUUCUAUUGCCAGUCCUUCAAGUAACCAACCUUAUCAACUCGCUGGAACUCCUAACUCUGUGACAAAUGAUGAAAUAAUAAGUUUAUCCGAUGAUAAUGAGGAUGAAGUCUCUGGAACGAAACGUCGACGAAAUACUGAUGAUUAUAAUGGUGACGAAGAAGAGGAUAGGAGUUAUUUUGACGCUAGUGAUGUCGACGAAGAAGAUAUUGAUAUUGCAGAAGAAAUGAAUUCAUAUCUGAAUAGUUCUGAUUUUCAAGAGGCAGCGGAAGAAAUGGAGGGACAGAUUAGGGCAGAACGCCGUGCGAGGAUCAAGAAUGAUAGUGAAUUAGGUUCUGAUCUUGAUGAUGAAGAGGUUAAUAAUGCAAUAUUAAAUGAGGAGGAGAUAAAAAUUAAAACGAAAGUUUGGAUGACUGAAAAUAUUGAUCAUUUGAGAAUGGUGGCAGCGAAAAAAGCGAAGGCUCUUCGGGAUCAAGCGAAUGGAAUAGGACCUAGUCAAAAACGUAAACGUCCUAAAAAGUCAAAAAAUAACGAACAAGAAGAAGCUGCCACACCAGCAGAGGCUGCUAAACGGAUGCUUACAGAAAAACGACUCUCAAAGAAAAUAAAUUAUGAAGCAUUAGACCGUCUUUUUGAAAGCAACCCAUUAAUUUCGAAAGAAUCCGACUCUAUAGUAAAUACACCUCGCUCUUGGGAAGAAUAUGACGAGUAUAGUGUUAGUGGAGCCGGCCUUAAACAGCGUGUUUCGGAUACUACUACCAUUACUAAGAAGAAAACUACAAAUCUUCUUUCAUCUAAACAUACAGCGGAUUAUGACGAGUUUGAUGAGGAUGAAGAAGAGCAAGAGCAAGAAGUUGAUGAAUUUUUGGAAGAGCGUAGGCGUCUUGGGUUUAUGGGCGAGGUUGAGGAAGAGCCGUACGACGAUUACGAUGAAGAUGAAUAUUGA
This is a messenger RNA of Ambispora leptoticha, 1926 nucleotides long. The record is from the annotation of a GenBank genome assembly. NCBI's taxonomy places the organism in Eukaryota, Fungi, Glomeromycota, Glomeromycetes, Archaeosporales, Ambisporaceae.